UGCCUUUCCUGUAUUUACUCCAUACAACUAUAUCCGGUUUUAGUAGUAAACAAAGUUGGGCUUGAGAAACAGUACGAUGCCCUGACAAAUGAAACAUAGGUAAACAUAGAUAUCAUAGAUAUGGAUGGUGAUGAUACUAGCCCGACAACAAACUCGAGAUUUUCUUUCUCGCGGACCAGUAGCACUGGUUCCAUUCCAGCAGGGUGUUUCUCUUCAGCCUCCUCAGCCCAGGGAUCAGAUGAUGAGGACAGUGACAGCAAACCUACAAUGAGUUACAAAGACCGGCGUAGAGAGGCACACACCCAGGCGGAGCAGAAAAGGAGAGAUGCCAUCAAGAAAGGCUAUGAUGAACUGCAGUACAUUGUUCCCACCUGUCAGCAGACAGAACAGAUUGGAGGCGCAAAGCUGAGCAAGGCCACGGUUCUCCAACGCUCCAUUGAUUACAUCCAGUUUCUAAUCACACAGAGCUGUUUUAUUCCAGCCAUUGAUUACAUCCAGUUUCUAAUCACACAGAUCUGUUUUAUUCCAGCCAUUGAUUACAUCCAGUUUCUAAUCACACAGAAGAAAAAACAAGAAGAUGAGUUGGAUUCCCUAAGGAAAGAGGUCAUGGCACUCAAGAUCAUGAAGGCGAAUUACGAGCACAUUGUGAAGACCCAUCAGAACACACCUAUUCAUGGACAAAAUCUGGUGUCCGAUGAGAAGAAAUUUCAAGUGUUUCAGACCAUCAUGGAUAACCUGUUUCAGUCCUUUAAUGCCAAUAUUUCGGUGUCCAAUUUUGCGGAGCUGUCAGGGAGUGUCUUUAAUUGGCUAGAGGAGUACUGCAAACCACAGACAUUGCGUGAUGUUACCCUUGGAAUUCUUCAACAAAUUAACAAUCUGUGAACUUUAAAAGUCGUGCCUGAAAUGUCAUUGAAUUGCAUCACAUUCAAUAUGACCUCACUUUUACACUUGAAAGCACAUUAAGAAGCACAAAAGAUUUGGACAAUUAGCAAGGAACUUCUGAAAAGAGGAAAUUAUUUCACAUCCCUUAAAUACGGGUUUAUGUGUGUAGUUUUGUUUUCCCUAUAAUGUUUAAUCAAAGUGAAAAAAUGUAAUGCAUUUACAGAGUCAGAUGUUAUUCUGUUACAUGUUUGUACUGCAUACGCCCUGACAGGGCGAUGAACAUUGAAAUUCAUUCAUUUCUAUUGGGCAGUGGAAGAAUAAAAUCAAAAUAUGAUCCAGGUGAUUGUCAAAUGCUGGUUCAGAAAUCAAAUAGUUUUACUCACUGAUUAUAAAGUCAAUAUGUAAUAAUCCAAGGAACAUGCAUUUUUAAAGAUUUUAGAAUGAUAGUACAUGCAUAAGUUUUUUGAUUUCCUAUAGUGAAAUGGUUGUCUGGUUUUUGUACAUUUUAAUAAGAUAUUAGAGAUUUGUUACCGUGUAUCAAAUAAAGUUAUAAAAUGUA
Ostrea edulis (European flat oyster) is the source of this 1441-nucleotide messenger RNA. Its product is annotated as max-like protein X. The transcript has 8 exons. Lineage: Eukaryota; Metazoa; Mollusca; Bivalvia; Ostreida; Ostreidae. Gene Ontology annotation, cellular component: nucleus. Gene Ontology annotation, biological process: regulation of transcription by RNA polymerase II. Gene Ontology annotation, molecular function: DNA-binding transcription factor activity, RNA polymerase II-specific; protein dimerization activity; RNA polymerase II cis-regulatory region sequence-specific DNA binding. Bases 121 to 882 code for a protein of 253 amino acids. The record is from RefSeq and is a predicted model, not a curated record.